AUGGGAAACUCAGCUGUAAAUUCAAAUACAACCUCGACGACAGUAACCGUCCUAAGUGAUUCAUCGUCGUCAUCAUCAAGCCUCAAAAAGACAAGUCAGAAGAGUUUGAAGAAGGAUGAUGAAACUAGUAAGAGUGGAAACAAACUGGUCGAUAUACUGACUCGUAAACCAAGUGCCAAGCCUGCCUUCUUUAUUAAGGUUAAUUCACUCUCUUCAACCAUUUCCUCUGCUACAACACAUACUGCUACUAAUAGCACCUCGAGAACACUUUCCACCUCAUCCACAUGUUAUAGACCAACUUCAUCUCUCCUUAGUACUUCCACCACUGCUAGAACCAUCUCUUCAACACACUCCACCACAUCCUCCCUUGAUAAUUUACCUUCAAAACCAAAGAGAGGUCUCUCCAUGCCAAGACUAGGAUCUCUCAGAAACAAGUCAGAUAAUAAGGUUUAUCCACAAUCAACUUCAUCUCUCUUUUCUACAACAACAACAUUGUCUACUGUUGGUUCACAAGCGUUGACUAUUAAGACUAUCGAAGAAGAUCGUACGUUUUCUUUUAAUGAUGAAACUGAUCACACAUUAACUCGUUUAGAAGAAGAUUCUGAGAAUUGUAAUUCUGAUCCAGAUUGUGUAAGCUCCACCUCAUCAGAAUAUUUUCUUGCUUGUGAAAUUCCAAUUCUAUGCAUUACUAAUCCAGAGAAUCAAGAUGUUACUAGUAACUUUUAUCAACCAACCCAACCAAAACAUUCCAAUGGAAUGGAGCUAAAUGAUGUUGAUGACGAAGUGUAA
Molecule: messenger RNA, 789 nt
Organism: Naegleria gruberi
Lineage: Eukaryota; Heterolobosea; Eutetramitea; Acrasida; Naegleriidae
Exons: 1
Coding region: 1-789 (262 amino acids)
Source: RefSeq, a predicted model, not a curated record